This is a messenger RNA of Lolium perenne, 771 nucleotides long. Its product is annotated as cysteine-rich repeat secretory protein 38. Lineage: Eukaryota; Viridiplantae; Streptophyta; Magnoliopsida; Poales; Poaceae. The record is from RefSeq and is a predicted model, not a curated record.
AUGGCUUCUUUCCAGCGCCUCCCUCUGCUCCUCGCCGUCAUUGCAUCGCUCUGUGCGGCCGCGGUCGGUCAGGACGGCAAGCCCGUGCUGCCGUUCGCGCCUUCCUGCUCGACUACUGAUAACUACACCGACGGCAGUCAGUACAUGAAGAACCUGGACCAGCUCCUCGCCGGCCUCCCCGUGGCCGCCGCCUUUAACGGCUGGUUCUACAACGGCACGGCGGGAGCGCCCGGGACGCCCGACCAGGUCUUCGGCCUUACCAUGUGCUACGCGGACCGUAACGCGAAGGAGUGCCAGGAAUGCCUCGCCGGAGCAGCGGCGGGGAUCAAGUCCAUGUGCCCGGGAAGCCGGAACGUGCGAGCGGCCUACGACGCGUGCGUGCUCCGGUACUCGCCGACGCCCUCCUUCUCCAUUGCCGACCUCGACGUGGCCUUCUACGUGACCGUUGCAGGCACGGCCAUCGACCCGGAGAGGAUGCGCAACGCGUGGCUCCCGCUCAUGACCAACCUCGCAUGGCGCGCCGCGAGCUCGUCGUCCCGUGUGGCGAACGCGACCACGCCUUACGACGCGGCGUCGCUGGUCUACGGGCUGGCGCAGUGCACGAGGGACCUCAACGCGACGGAGUGCAGCAGGUGCCUCUCCUCCCUGGUCGGGCAGCUCAGAACACGCUUCACCAACGAGACAGGCGGCGCCGUCAAGGCGUACAGCUGCUACGUGAGGUACCAGCUUGGCGCCUUCGACGUCACCCUGCCGCCGGAACCACUUUGGUGA